Molecule: messenger RNA, 1310 nt
Organism: Malus domestica (apple)
Lineage: Eukaryota; Viridiplantae; Streptophyta; Magnoliopsida; Rosales; Rosaceae
Source: RefSeq, a predicted model, not a curated record
GUUUGCAACCGCACAAUGUCUUUUAGGUGUCUUGCUUUCCCGGAAUUCUUAUUUGUACAUAAAUUUUGUAGGUAUGCUAGUGCAAUAGAAAGAAACCCACAUGAUUAUGAUGCACUUUACAAUUGGGCGCUGGUUCUUCAGGAAAGUGCAGAUAACGUUAGUCCAGAUUCUACUAAUCCUUCUAAAGAUGCUUUGCUUGAGGAGGCUUGCAGAAAGUAUGAUGAGGCUACCCGUCUGUGCCCAACACUUCAUGAUGCUUUCUAUAAUUGGGCUAUUGCUAUCUCUGAUCGGGCAAAAAUGCGUGGUCGUACAAAGGAAGCUGAAGAACUAUGGAAGCAGGCUACAAAAAAUUAUGAAAAAGCAGUGUUGCUCAACUGGAACAGUCCCCAGGCACUUAACAACUGGGGACUUGCUCUGCAGGAACUCAGCGCAAUUGUUCCUGCACGGGAAAAGCAAACAAUUGUAAGAUCUGCAAUAAGUAAGUUCCGCGCAGCUAUUCAGUUGCAGUUUGAUUUCCAUCGAGCAAUUUACAAUCUUGGAACCGUAUUGUAUGGAUUGGCUGAGGACACACUAAGAACUGGGGGAUUUGGACACCCCAAAGAAGUUUCACCUAAUGAGUUGUAUAGUCAAUCGGCUAUCUACAUUGCAGCUGCUCAUGCUUUGAAACCAAAUUACAAUGUUUACAGUAGUGCCUUGCGGCUCGUGCGAUCCAUGCUUCCUUUACCAUAUCUUAAAGUUGGAUAUCUUACUGCACCACCAGCGGGAAAACCAAUUGCACCUCAUAGUGAUUGGAAACGAUCGGAGUUUGUUUUGAAUAAUGAAGGGCUUCAACAGGUUAGCAAAAAUGAGCAAAAGCAUGUACCCCAAGGCAUCUCAAGCAGAUCAGUAGAAGCAGCUAUAAAAGUUGCUGUUCCCGAUAUCGUUUCUGUUUCAGCAUGUGGAGAUCUGACUUUACCACCUGGUGCUGGCCUCUGCAUCGAUACAAUUCACGGACCCAUCUAUCUGGUUGCCGAUUCAUGGGAAUCCCUUGAUGGAUGGCUUGAUGCAAUCCGUCUAGUUUACACCAUCUAUGCGCGGGGUAAGAGUGAUGUUCUGGCAGGUAUUGUAACAGGCUGAUUUAAUGUAGUUUUUAUGUAUCUUUUAUUGUAUCAUCAGUUCCGUAUUUUGUUUCGAGUGAUGGAUAAUUUUCCGGUCGAGAAUGACUUGUUCGAAUAAACUCUGUAUAUCAUAAAUUUUUUUGACACGAUCAAAUACAAUUUUUCUCUGCGUAGUCAGAAUAUUUUCAAUAGUGGACCUCGUUGCUCUUUCAA